This is a messenger RNA of Vicia villosa (hairy vetch), 2287 nucleotides long. RefSeq names its product protein DETOXIFICATION 44, chloroplastic. The transcript is spliced from 14 exons. Lineage: Eukaryota; Viridiplantae; Streptophyta; Magnoliopsida; Fabales; Fabaceae. Gene Ontology annotation, molecular function: xenobiotic transmembrane transporter activity; antiporter activity. Gene Ontology annotation, cellular component: membrane. Bases 1 to 1794 code for a protein of 597 amino acids. Gene Ontology annotation, biological process: transmembrane transport. The record is from RefSeq and is a predicted model, not a curated record.
AUGGGCUACAAUCCUCAAAAAAUACACGUAUCCGUUGAAAAUCGAGAAAAAAAAAAACAAAUAAUAGAAAAAGUAAAUAUACGGUUAUGGUUUGUUUGGCUCUGCUUUGUCAAUUGUCACUCUAACUUAGAUAUUCAUUCUUCUCAUUUCAUGCUCCCUCCCAAAUUAACAAUGGCGUCUUCUUCUUCUACGCAUUUUCUUUGCAAUUGCAUUUCCUCUCUCAAAUCCCCAACACCAUUGAAUUUUAAAUCUCCAACAACAACACUAACCAUAACCCCUCCUCCUCUUCGACUUCGUCUUUCACUCAGAGCUUCUCCUCCUCACAACAACAAUCCCAUCAUCACUGACGAUGAUUCUGUUGACACUCUACCCCCUAAACCUAAACCCCCUUCUCUACUUCCUAACUUCAGAAAUGGUUGGUUUAAAUUUGAUGAACUUGGAAUGGAUAUGCUGUCCAUUGCUCUGCCUGCUGCUGUUGCAUUAGCAGCUGAUCCAAUUGCAUCAUUGAUCGACACAGCUUUUGUUGGACAUAUAGGAGCGGUUGAACUCGCCGCAGUUGGGGUUUCAGCUUCUGUGUUUAAUCUAGUGUCAAAAGUAUUCAAUGUUCCUCUACUUAAUAUUACUACAUCCUUUGUUGCCGAGGAGCAAGCGCUGAUUGGAAAGGAGGAAGAUUCUGGUGGAACCGACGAAAAUGGCAUUUUCCAACGCAAGAAGCUCCUUUCUUCAGUAUCUACUUCUUUAGCACUUGCUGCAGCUCUUGGAAUUGCUGAAACUGUAGCGCUUUCACUCGGCUCCGGCUCUCUUAUGACUAUCAUGGGUAUAGCUGCUGACUCCCCGAUACGAGGACCCGCUGAGCUUUUUCUUACAUUGAGGGCUUUUGGUGCUCUACCAAUUGUGAUUGCAUUAGCUGCACAAGGCACUUUUCGUGGAUUUAAGGAUACAAAGACGCCUCUAUAUGCCGUUGGUGCUGGAAACUUUCUUAAUGUCAUACUGGAUCCAAUAUUAAUAUUUCUUUGUGGUCUUGGCAUUAGUGGUGCUGCAAUUGCUACAGUGAUAUCUGAAUAUUUGAUCGCUUUCAUUCUUCUAUGGAAUUUGAAUGGCAAAGUGCUGCUAAUCCCUUUUGACUUUGACGGGACAAAAUUUUUCAGCUAUUUGAAAUCUGGCGGUCUUCUAAUUGCCAGGACUUUGGCUGUGUUUAUAACUAUGACACUCACAACAUCUCUGGCAGCUAAUCAGGGCCCUAUACCUAUGGCAGGCCAUGAAAUUUGCAUGCAAGUUUGGCUGUCUAUUUCUUUGCUCACCGAUGCUCUGGCACUAGCUGGUCAGGCUCUUCUUGCCAGUAGUUACUCACUGGGAAAUUACGAGCAAGCACGCCUCGUCAUAUAUAGAGUGAUACAGAUUGGUUUAGGAGCUGGAAUCACUUUAUCGAUGAUCUUAUUUUUUGGGUUUGGAGCAUUUUCUACUUUAUUUAGCUCAGAUUCAGAAGUUCUGGAUGUUACUCGGUCAGGUUUAUGGUUUGUUGCUGGAUCUCAACCAGUGAAUGCUUUGGCAUUUGUUAUUGAUGGGAUUUACUAUGGGGUAUCAGACUUUGAAUAUGCUGCUUACUCGAUGGUGCUGGUUGGAUUAAUUUCUUCAAUUUUCAUGCUGGUUACCGCUCCAGUAGUUGGACUUCCUGGAAUCUGGGCAGGAUUGUUUCUCUUCAUGGCGUUGCGUGUUCUAGCUGGAGUUUGGAGAUUAAGCAGCAAAAGUGGCCCAUGGGAUGUGAUAUGGUAUAAAGAUGGAGCAGAAGACUGAUUUUCACAUGGAUACAGGCUUUGUAGCCUCUCCUGCUAAAUCCCGGCACUCAACUCAAUGACAGUCCAGUAGCAGUACUGGACUAAUAUAUUAUUAAAAUGUGGCAGAAAUUGCUGAAAAUCAAAUGCCGAAGUCUUUCUGGAACAAGGAGAGAAUUUGAAUGGCUAAAUGAGCACAGGGAUGGAGAAAAUCGUUUAAUGACUUGCAUGCAGCAUAGAAGUCAAAUCUUGUAACUUUAUGGUAUUUUGCAAUUUUCAUUGCUGAAGGAAGCUCUGCAUCUUAGAGCUACGUGUCGGGUAAUGGCAUGUGCUCUGUAAUUUCUUCUAUAUUUUAUAUAAAUAUAAAGUCUUUCUAGGAAAAAAAUCAGUUUUGUCUAUUUAAUCUUCACUGACCAAUUGGUUAGAGAGUCUUAGUUUCUUUUCUUUAGGAAAUAUAUUAUUUAGUAAGAUGUCUGUAAAUAGAUAUUUAAAUAUGUUAAUUUCUUCACAAAUCA